This is a messenger RNA of Athene cunicularia (burrowing owl), 4907 nucleotides long. It is a transcript of the gene NOD1, whose product is annotated as nucleotide binding oligomerization domain containing 1. The record is from RefSeq and is a predicted model, not a curated record. The coding region runs from base 466 to 3321 and encodes 951 amino acids. Gene Ontology annotation, biological process: regulation of apoptotic process. The transcript has 12 exons. NCBI's taxonomy places the organism in Eukaryota, Metazoa, Chordata, Aves, Strigiformes, Strigidae. Gene Ontology annotation, molecular function: protein binding.
GCAGGUCAGCGGCUGGCGCCGGGCAGGGCUGGAGCCUGGAAAUCGAAGUUUCGGCUUUUUAUAAACCAGAGUUUGUUACCCCGUGAAAAGGCUGCGAGGGGGAAGGGGGAAGGCAGCGCCCCGGCGGCUCCCGCCUCUUGGUAAACUUCUGGCGCUCCUGAAUGGGAAACUUGGGGACUUGUCCGUGCUUCUUCCUCAGGGGAGGAGGUCGCCGUGUGGCAGGGAGCGAGGAGCGGGGCCGGCCCGCACAGGCAGCAGUGGCUCCGCAGCGCCUCGGCCGGGGGAGCAGCGCCGUCGUACAGCAGCGCUGCCGGGAAUAAAUACUGUUACAGAUGCUGGCCGGCUUGGUAGUAUGAAGGACGGAUUGCCUCUUUCUCCAAAGUUAACUCCAAGCUGACUUCUCACUGCGAACGGACAGUUUAUCAAAGAUGAGGCUAGGUGGAGCAGCUUCUUGCUAUCUCAACUAUGGAAGGCCAGUUUUGUGAUAACUUUGAGAUUUCUGUGGAAAAGCCUCCGGGAGCAAGUCCUCCAUCCUUCAUUGCUUUGCUGAAGGUAUACCGAGAACUUCUGGUCAGUAGAAUCCGAAACACACAGUGUUUGAUUGACAACUUGAUUAAGAAUGACUACUUCUCCACUGAAGAUGCAGACAUUGUUGUCCAGUUUCCAACUCAAGCAGAUAAGGUUCGCAAAAUUCUAGACUUGGUUCAAAGCAAGGGAGAAGAAGUUUCAGAAUAUUUCAUCUGUGUCCUGCAGAAAGUCGCUGAUGCUUACUAUGAACUUCAACCUUGGCUGGAUGAAAUAGGUUACGAGCCUUCAGAGAAUAUUUGUAGUAAGCCUGUGGUAAAUACAGAUCCAGUUAGCAGGUACUGCCAGAAACUCAGAUAUGAACUGGGACGGGACUCCAAGUUUGUUAUGUCAUACGCUCAGAGGGAAGAGAUGCUGCUUGAAGAAAUCUACUCUAACAGUACUAUGCAGCUGCUCAGUUUUACCAAUGAUAGUCUAGGAGAAGUGUGUCAGUUAGAAGCCCUUUUUGAUGACACAGCUGGGUUAAUUAAUGAAGAUGGAGAGACUAUUUAUGUCUUUGGUGAUGCAGGAAUUGGAAAAUCCAUCUUGUUGCAAAAGAUACAAAGCCUUUGGGCUAGAAGAGAAUUGGACAUAGGGGCCAAAUUUUUCUUCCGUUUCCGAUGUAGGAUGUUCAGUUGCUUUAAGGAAGAUGAAGCCAUAUGUUUGAAAGACCUGCUCUUCAAAUAUAAUUGCUACCCAGACCAGGACCCCACAGAGGUGUUCCAUUAUAUCUUGCAAUUCCCUCAUACGGUUCUUUUCACAUUUGAUGGCUUCGAUGAGAUCUAUUCCAACUUUGAUCUCAGUAGUGUGCCUGAGAUGUGUUCACCCAAUGAACCCAUCCACCCCCUGGUGCUGCUGGUAAGCCUUCUCAAAGGAAAGCUUCUUAAGGGAUCCAAGAAAAUUCUUACAGCGAGGACAGGAACCGAGAUCCAGAGAAACAUCAUUAGAAAGAAAGUGUUGCUCCGUGGUUUCUCCAGCAAUAACCUGAAAGAAUACACUGCUACGUUUUUCAAAGAUGAGGGGCAACGAACACUGGUAUUGAACCAGUUGGAAGCCAACCCCAAUCUCUGCAGUUUGUGUUCAGUGCCUUUGUUUUGCUGGAUUAUCUUUAAAUGCUAUGAACACUUCCAUUCCAUGUUUGACAGCCACGAGCUUCCAGACUGUUCUGUUACAUUGACAGAUGUAUUUUUGCUCAUGAUUGAAGUCCAUCUGAACCGAUCUCUGAAAACAACUUUGCUGAAGAACACCACCAGGAGCCAAGCAGAGAUGUUCAAAUCAAGGAAGGAAACUCUUCUAGCUUUGGGUAAAAUGGCAUAUAAAGGAAUGGAGAACUCUUUCUUUAUCUUUGAGCAGGAGGAGGUCUCAUCAGUAAACAUCUCUGAAGGAGAUUUGCAAUUGGGCUUUCUCAGGAUAGUUAAAGGUUACAGUGGCUGUGACAAUCAGACCACUUAUGAGUUCUUGCACUUAACCCUUCAGUCUUUUUUCACAGCUUUGUUCCUGGUUAUUGAAGAGAAAGUGAGUGCCAAGGCGUUACUUCAGUUUUUCAAUGAAUGUUCUUUCACUGAGACUGCCCAGUCUACUUGCUUUCGUAUUCCUUGGUUGAAGAAACAACUAGCAGGGGAGGAUCCUUUCCGAAAUAAUGAACACUUCCAUUUUACCAACCUGUUUCUUUGUGGCCUGCUUUCUAGAUCCAAGCAGAAGCUCUUCAGACAUUUAGUUUCACCUGCAGUCAUUAAGAGGAAGAGAAAGACACUCAUCACAUACCUUGGGGAGAGCAUGAAAUCCCACCUGAAAGGCAUCACUCGGUCCAGGCUUCCAAACUACAAUCAGAUCCAGGUCCAGCCCAACUUUGUUUGGAUGCUGAGGUGCCUUUAUGAGACUCAGAGCGAGAAGGUGGGGAAGUUGGCUGCCAAACGCAUGCGUGCUAAUUACAUCAAGCUCACGUACUGCAACGCCUGCUCUGCUGACUGCAGUGCUAUUUCCUUUGUUGUGCAUCACUUUCAAAAGCGCCUCGCUCUGGAUUUGGACAAUAACAACAUCAACGACUAUGGAGUAAAACAGCUGCUACCUUGUUUCAGCAAGCUUGCAGUGAUCAGGCUCAGUGUAAAUCAGGUCACAGAUCACGGUGUAAGGAUCUUGUAUGAAGAACUCUCAAAGUACCAAAUUGUGACUUUCUUGGGCUUAUACAACAAUCAGAUCACUGACGUUGGAGCCAAAUACGUUGCAAAACUAAUUGAAGAGUGUUCAAGCCUUGAAUACGUUAAAAUAGGAGCAAACAAAAUAACUAGUGAAGGAGGGAAGUGCCUUGCCCAGGCCAUCCAGAAGAGCAAGACAAUGUUUGAAAUUGGGAUGUGGGGUAAUCAAGUUGGAGAUGAAGGAGCAAAGGCAUUUGCAGAGGCACUAAGGAACCACCCCAGGUUAACGAACGUGAGUCUCGCAUUCAAUGGUAUCACAACAGAGGGAGGCAAAAGUAUUGCUGAAGCUAUGCAACACAACGACUCUGUGAAAAUAUUCUGGUUGACUAAAAACGAGCUGGAUGAUGAGGCAGCAAUGAGUUUUGCAGAGAUGCUGAAGGUCAACAAGAAACUGGUGCAUUUAUGGCUUAUCCAGAAUCAAAUUACAGCCAAAGGGGUGAAGUACAUCAGCGAAGCUCUCAAGGAGAACACAGCUAUUAAAGAAGUCUGUUUGAACGGGAACCUGAUAAGCCAAGAAGAGGCCAAAGCUUUUGAAAAUGAAGAACGGAUCAUUUGCUUUUGAAUGAGGACUUUCCCAUUUUGACAAGCUUUGUGUUACAAAGGUUACUCCUACACUUGUACUGCAGAGCUUAUAAAGGCGUGAAUCUGCAGUGCUCAUGGCAGGAGAGAGAUGCAUGAUUAGCUGCCUUUUUAUGAACCUGCUGCACUCCCUCAGCUCCAUCUCUUACCCUGCCUGUUACUCUUAAUCCUUUUGGUGAGUGGGAAGUCACCUGGGUAAAUAAUUAAUGUUGUAUGGUGCUUUGAAGAUGAAAUGCAAAGGGUUAACAGACCAAAUCCACUGGCAGGUGUUGUGCAUUGUGGUAACUGUGUUUAGAUUUAUUCUGUAUACUGAUGUAAAUAAUCUCUAACUUAUUUAUAUACAUAAAUAUACACACACACAUAUAUACACGCAAGAAAGGGUGCAAGAUGCACAAAUUCCACAAGCUCACAGUACCUGAAAAUGAACAUGGAAACAUAAUCUGUCCAUAAUAGUUGCAUGGUACCAGUGUUUUCAACAUGAAUACCUUUCUUCUGUCUAGAAAUCAGGCCCUUAGUUCUCCACUGGCUACAGACAGCAUUGUAGACACUGCCUUUUUUUUUUUGAGAAAUGGAUACAUCAGGCUCAGAUUACUUUCAAUAAUCUUUUUUUUCAUAUUGAAGCCAACACAUUUUCUUUUAUACAAGCAGAAGGCCUUACUGCCAUCAUUGUAAAAGCAUAAAACUGGCAGUAAAACACUUUUGCUUCAAAUUUCCUGAGGGCUGCAUAGAAGCUGCCACCUCCUGUUUCCACAGUGUUUGUUCUGGGGAGGGGGUCUGGAGAUAAAUGUGAAAAAUUAAUUAGCAGGCUGCUCAUUGCCUUGGCUCUUGGCCUAGACACUGUGCUGGUGGCAAUACACCAAUAUUAAGUUGCCUAGCUUCAGUGGGGAGAAAGGAUGAUUGAAAAUCAAUUGCGUCAAGUAGAAAUCCCUUCUCCCGGCAACAUGUAACCACAGAGAAGGAUUGAGAUUUGCUUGGAAAGCUUUUUAUUCUAUGCUUGAAUUAGUGGAAAGUGCUAUGCAAGGGGCAGGUAGCAAUUACAAGGACCAGCAAGAAAUCAUUAUCCCCCCAAAAUACUUAGUGUUUAGGGAGUAUAACUUUCGAUGCCCAUAAAAGAAACUAGUUUGCAAAGAGUGGGGUAUUUUGAUUUUGUGUGUGUGUGUGUGUGUGUGUGUGUGUGUGUGCGCAAAUUAGGCAUGCUUUGUAAAGGUAAACUCAAAAUCUAAACACCCCACGGUGUGCACAAGGAACCUAAAAUGGAAAAGCAUGAUCCAUUUUCCCUCCUUCUCCCAUGUUACCACCCCUCCAAAACUUUGAGAAAUGAGUUGCUGACUAACCCACAAAACCUCAGUAGGCUGGAAGAAGAAUCUCCAGUUAAAAUCCCAAACCACUGAACUCUCACCUUCCCAGAUCUGCCUCAUAAAGCAAAACAUCAAAAAAAGGCUGGCUUUUAGGUCAGAGUUUCUCUGUUUCCCAUGUGGUAUCAGACCAGUGCCCAAGUCUACUCACUCCAGCUCACUAACACAUUUUAAAAUACUCCCAAAGCUUUCCACAAAACCAUCAGUUAAAAAA